This is a messenger RNA of Ylistrum balloti, 1545 nucleotides long. Its product is annotated as organic cation transporter protein-like. The transcript is spliced from 8 exons. Gene Ontology annotation, cellular component: membrane. Lineage: Eukaryota; Metazoa; Mollusca; Bivalvia; Pectinida; Pectinidae. Gene Ontology annotation, molecular function: transmembrane transporter activity. The record is from RefSeq and is a predicted model, not a curated record. Gene Ontology annotation, biological process: transmembrane transport. The coding region runs from base 1 to 1545 and encodes 514 amino acids.
AUGGUAUCGACAUUAAACAACACUAAUUUUUUAAUGACUUUUUCUAUUACGCCCAGGUGUAAUGCUGAUUACGACAAUACGACCACCAACCUGUCCAACACAGCCUUAGUUCAGUCUUUGUCCUCGUGCGAUGUCACUCUAUACUAUAACGAUACAAAUACAACUCACACAGAGUCGUGUUCCUCCUGGACAUACGAUACUGACCGUUUGACGAGCUCACCAAUAUCCGACUUUGACCUGGUAUGCGAUGACAAGAUAUUGCGAACACAUGCUAGUAUGGCCUUUCUCGGAGGUAACCUGGCAGGAGCACUUAUGCUCGGAGCCAUCGGUGACACAUUCGGUAGGAAACCAGUGGCCUGUUUCAGCAUCAUAUUCUUGGUGUUUUCAUCCAUGGCGUGCAUAUGGUCGUACAACUUUAACAUGUACGUGGUCAUGAGGUUCCUUUCUGGUGCCGGGAGUAACAUAGCGUGUAUUAAAAUCAUAGCUAUAGAGAUGGUUGGCCCUUCUUGGAGAGCGUUGGCGGGUAUUUCAACAGAAAUCGCCUUCUGCGUAGGGGAGGUAAUUCUCUGUGGAUUAGCCUAUUACAUCAGAGAUUGGAGGUAUUUGCAGCUCGCGAUUUCCGCCCCCGGGAUUGUCCUGCUGCUAUAUUGGUUUGUUCUUCCAGAGUCAACGCGAUGGUUGUUGUCACGUGGUAAAAUGAAGGAAGCGAAUGAAACGCUCCACAAAAUAGCUAAAGUUAACAAACGGCAAGUUCCAGAACAUUUCAAUAUUAAUCCGACCAACGAAAAGAAGCGAACCGGACUCAAAGAGAUACGGCCGCUACUCCGGACACGGAAGCACUUCAUUCGAUGGUUGAUCAACAUGGUAUUGUGGUUUGUUCUGGCCACAUCAUAUUAUGGACUCACGUUCAACGUUGGAACACUUGGUGGAAAUGUCUACUUGAAUUUCCUUAUAUUCGCGGUGGUAGAAUCUGCUGGCGCCUUACUAACACUUUACCUCAACAACCGCUUCGGUCGGAAACUCCUGAACGGUGUCGCCUUGUUUUUAACAUUUCUUCUCUCUUUGUUGGCACUCUUGGCAUCUUUGUAUAUAGAGGACAAAACAAUGAAGAGAUGGAUACUGAUUGGAGCAGCGACAGUCGGUCGAAUGUGUGUCUCAGGCGACUUUGCUAACGUCUUCAUAUUUACCAGUGAGAUGUUUCCCACGUCCACCAGGAGCUUCGUGGUGGCCACAGCAAAUGUGUCGGGGAUGAUCGGUGCCACUGUGGCACCAUACAUCGCUGACUUAGGACAGCUAGUCCAUACGAGAUUCGGAUCAGAACUUCCAUAUGUUGUAUUUGGAGCAUUGUCAUUGGUAGCCGGAGUUACAUCCCUUGUUUUACCGGAAACUCUGCACAAAAAGCUUCCAGAAGGCGUGAAUGACAUUAAAAUUAGUGUAACUAAUACAUCCAAGCGUCUCGCAGCCGUCCAACUUAGUGACACGAAUGUCAUAACAGAGAAACACUUAGCGAUGGUGAACCUGGAUCAUAAUGGGCGACAACUCUAA